UAAAAAAAAAAACAUUUACGCUAAAAGAAAAGAAUAUAAAAAAAAGGACAUUAAAUUUUUUAUCCUUUGAAAUUUUUUUUUUUUACUUGUUUUGUGUUUCUAAUUCUUUUUUAUUAAAUAGAAAAAGAAAAAAAAGAAAAGGAAUUUGUGAGUGCAACUUUCAGUCAAAACUUUGCAUUUCAGUUCGCCAGACGUAAAAUUGGAAAAUUUCGGAUUCACGUGUAUUUCCUAAAUAUUUGUAUUUUUUAUUUGAAAACAAUAAUGAGUUCUAUAAUUAUUAUGAAUUAGAUUUUAAUAGAAAUUCAAAAGUAACAAAAAAAAAUAAAAAAAAAAAGAAAUACGUCAAUAUUUGUUUAAUUAAAAUAUUUUGUUUUAAUAUUGAUAAUUUUUUUUAUUUUUAAUGUAAAAAAAGUGCUUCAAUUCAAUCAAAAAAAAUGGUUCAGGCUUUGGAUUUUUGGGAUGUGGACCAGAAUUUACCACAAGCUGUACAGUUAUUAAAAGAAAUGAAUCAACAUGUUAAACAAGUGUCCACAUUAGUUGAGGAUAUGUUACAAAAAGUAAAAAAUGGUGAAUUGUCAACGGAAUAUGGUUUAAGCUUUUUAGAAGUUAAAUAUCAUAUGCUAUUGGAUUAUUUAAUUAAUUUAACAUAUAUUGUUCUACAAAAAUGUUCCGGAGAAAAAAUUGAAAAUGAUCCAGCUAUUGAUAGGUUAAUUGAAAUACGUAUUGUAUUAGAAAAAAUAAUACGACCAAUCGAUCAUAAAUUAAGAUAUCAAAUAGAUAAAUUGGUCAAAACAGCUGUUACAGGUGCAACGAGCUCAUCCGAUCCAAUUACAUUUAAACCUAAUCCCAAUAAUUUAAUAUCUAAUACAGAAGUAAGUGAAUCGAGUGAUGAUGAUUCACAAUCAGAAUCGGAUGAAAAUGAUGAAGAUAAUGAAAAUGGUGAAACAGCAAAAAAAAGUGGUGGUAAAAAAUCUAAAACAAAAUCAAGUGGAAAAUAUGUUCCACCAAAAUUGACAGCUGUACAUUAUGACGAAGAAACAGAAGCAGAACGUACGAAGAAAUUAAUGGAAAAAUCAAGAAAACGGGCAUUGACAUCGUCAAUGUUAGAAGAUUUAAAAGAAGAAUAUUUAGAUAUACCAACAGAAGUGUCUUCAGGCUCUAGAGCACAACAAAUAUUAUUAAAGGCACACAAAGAGAAACAAGAGUAUGAAGAAACCUAUUUAACACGUCUUCCGGUAACAAAAGCGGAGAAACAUAUGCAAAGGAAAUUGACCACAUUGGGUACUCUGGGGGAUGAUAUUUUAGGUGACAUCAAAGCAUUAGGCGCUUCCAGCAGUUCCAAAAAUAAACGCAAGAAAACAUCAGGGAAAAAACGUGGCGGAAAAAAACGAAAAUUUCAUUAAAAUUUAAUAUUUAAAUAAUUAAUUAUGUAUAUGUAUAUAUAUUGAUAUAUAUAUACAAAUUUAUAUUUACAACGUCAACAAUUUUGAAACAAUUUUUUUUAUAUGACAUCAACUGGGAAAUAAUUGAAUAAUGUCAACUAUCCCAAGAAUAGUAUGAAAAAUCAAAAUAUAUCAUGGAUAAGUAACGAAAAAAGUUACAAGCCUACAUAAUAAUAAAAAAAAAAAUAGUUCCAAAAGUCUGAAGAGCACACUAUAUGAAAAGUUCAUGGAAAGCAAAAGGAUUAAUUUUUUCAAUUAAUUAAGCUAUAAAAAAAAACACUCAAAUCUAUUUUGAAAAUAAAAAGUUGUGUUACAGACAUUUUAACUAUUAUUAAAAUUUUUUUACUAGUUUAAAGAAAAAAAAAAUUAAUUAAUUAAUUAUAAUUUUGUUAAGUUAACUUUGAAAAUACUUUUUUUAAUAUUUCUUAUUAUAUUUGUUUUCAAUUAAGUUUUACAUUUACAAACAAAAAAAAAAAAUUGAAAAAGUUUUAUUAAGUUUUAUUAACUUGGAAUUUUGAUAUAUUAUGUAACAUUAUU
Condylostylus longicornis is the source of this 1979-nucleotide messenger RNA. Its product is annotated as neuroguidin. The record is from RefSeq and is a predicted model, not a curated record. Gene Ontology annotation, biological process: maturation of SSU-rRNA from tricistronic rRNA transcript (SSU-rRNA, 5.8S rRNA, LSU-rRNA). The transcript has 5 exons. Gene Ontology annotation, cellular component: nucleolus; small-subunit processome. NCBI's taxonomy places the organism in Eukaryota, Metazoa, Arthropoda, Insecta, Diptera, Dolichopodidae. Bases 435 to 1403 code for a protein of 322 amino acids.